Molecule: messenger RNA, 1312 nt
Organism: Poeciliopsis prolifica (blackstripe livebearer)
Lineage: Eukaryota; Metazoa; Chordata; Actinopteri; Cyprinodontiformes; Poeciliidae
Product: chromosome partition protein Smc-like
Exons: 1
Coding region: 18-1241 (407 amino acids)
Source: RefSeq, a predicted model, not a curated record
AGUGGAUUAAAGCUGCAAUGAUCACCGCCCAAAAGGAAAAGCAACUAGUGGAUUAUAUGAGGAUGCGCAAGGCAGAAGAAGAAAUGCUCUCAAUCCAGAAUAUAGAACUUGACAGAGAGAGGCCCGGGUUGACACCAAGAGAGGACAGCGGCUUGGACAAAAGUCAAAUAACAGAACCUCAACAAGGACAGAUCCAACACAUAAAAGAGAAACUAAGUGAAAACAUCAAAUUGAAAAUGGUCCAGCUACAACAAGGGAUUGCAGGUGUAGAAAACCUCUCUGUUGGUUUGGGACAGAAACUUCUUUGUCUUAUUGAACAGAAGGAAAAUGUGGCUGGUUAUAAAGAGGUAUUUGAAAGAGAAAAGGGAAUUCUGAGGAGAGUCCUUUGUGACACACUAAAACAAAGAGAAGAUGUGGAAAACAGUUGGAAUGAAACAAUGAAGUGGGAAAAAGAAAAAGUUACUUCUCUUGAAGCAACCCUGAAAAAAGAAAAGCAAGAAGUCGAAUUAGAGAAACAAAAGAUGUUGAAUGAUGAAAUGGUGUUAGAGCUGAUUAGGAAUGACAUCCAGACACAAAGUGAAAUAUUACAACAACACAAACAAGACAUUCAACAACAUAAGCAAGAGUUGGAAAGCACAAUGGUGGAACUGCACAAGAAAACAGAAGAAACCAAGAAUCUCUUUGAUGGAAUCAACAAAGAGAAAUCUAAACUCAAAGAUGUCAACCUUAAUCUGAAAACACAAGAUGAUAAACUGAAGGUUCUCAUUGACGCAAUCAGUUCAAAACCACAAGAACCAGAAGGAAAAGGCCCAGAAAUUCACACAAAAACACCAAAUUUAGAACUGUGUAGGAAAACAUUACAGAUGAAAAAACAAGAGCUGAUGGUUUUGAUGAAAAAUGUGAAUAGCUUGAAAGAAAGUCUCAAAGAUUCCAUGAGCAGUGUCCAUAAAGGUAUAGAACAAAUGAUUUCCAUGAAGAAAAAUAUUGGAAAAGACAGAGAGAAACUAUCAAGUGAAAAGAAUCGCCUCCAAAGAGAAUUGUCAGAGUGCAAAAUGAGACAAGAUAAACUCUUGGAUGUAAUGAAGUCAAAAGCAAACCUAAGACUAACACUUCAAGGAGUAAAAGACAAAGUGUGUGACUUGACCAACAUUAAAAUGAGGAGAUUACACAAAUGUCACAAAGAUGCACAGUUAUUAUGUAUUUCAAUGGAGAAAAUGUUUCAACUAUUGGUGACCAGAUGAAAACUUUAACUCCAUACAAAGAGGUAGCUGAAAGAGAAAAGAUCAAUCUAACAUCCAUCACUAUUUCCAUG